Molecule: messenger RNA, 3252 nt
Organism: Hypanus sabinus (Atlantic stingray)
Lineage: Eukaryota; Metazoa; Chordata; Chondrichthyes; Myliobatiformes; Dasyatidae
Product: thyroid receptor-interacting protein 6-like
Exons: 6
Coding region: 1942-2574 (210 amino acids)
Biological process (GO): positive regulation of non-canonical NF-kappaB signal transduction; cell-cell adhesion
Cellular component (GO): stress fiber; focal adhesion
Source: RefSeq, a predicted model, not a curated record
CAUUAGAACCCUGUUUUCUUUUUUUAAAAAGACCGUUAAACACCCAAAGUACAAAAAGAAGCAAUAAAAGUAACAUUUAGAAUUGGUGCUCAUGGAAGUGAGGGCACACGUGCUGUCAGUUGUAGGCCUCGGCCUCUGUUCCAGAACGGGUGCCACACUCAAACAUUGGCACUCAAACAUAGGUCAUAGAAGAGCAGAGUGUUCAGCCUUCAGCCCACAAUGUUGUGCUGGCCUUUUGAUCCACUCCAAGAUCAAUCGAACCCUUCCCUCCUUCCCCUUCAUCUGUCUACCUUAAAUGCCCCUAGUGUAUCAGCCUGUACUGUCACCCCAGCAACACGUUCCACUCUGGUUUCUGAUUUCUGAAACCCAUUCUUCCGCCUUCUCCCUGUAACCCUUAACCCGCUUAACACUCGGGAGUCUAUUAAUCUCUGCCUUAAGUAUGCCAGUGACUUGGCCUCCACAGUUGUCUGGCAAUGAAUUCCACAGAUUCACCUCUCUCCAACUGAUGAUAUUCCUGCUCAUCUCUGUUCUCGAGGGACGUCCCUUUAUUCUGAGGCCAUGCGCUUGGAUCGGAGACUAUCCUACUGAUAGAAACAUCUCCUUGUCCAUUCUGUCUUCCCUUUCAAUAUUCAAUAGGUUUCAAUGAGAUUUCCCCCCAACCCACCCCAUCCUUUUAAGCUCCAGUGAACACAGGCCCAGAGCCAUCAAACACUCCUCGUACGUAAACCCUUUCAUCCCUGGGGUUAUCUCGUGGAUCUCCAGGACCAGCGGGGGGAUGCUGGAGCUUUGGGCUGACGUAAUGGCUGCCAGAAGAGCGUGGUUACUAGGAUCAAAUUGAUUAUUGGUCUAAUAACAAGAAUAAUAGUAAAACAAUUGUCAGGUGUACCAAGAUGCAGUGAGAAACUUCUGGUUCGGUGCUCUCCAGACAGAUUAAUUCAAACUAAGUUUAUUAUCAAGGUACAUAUGUCACCAUGUACAGUCCUGAGAUUCGCUUUCCUGGGGGCAUCCUCAGUAAACCUAUCAAAUAAUAACCAUGGCAGAAUCGAUGAACGACCACCCAGCCUGGGUGUUCAGCCAGAGUGCAGAAGACAACAAACUGUGCAAAUACAAAAAGAAAGAAUAAUAAAUAAACAAUAAUAUCGAGAACAUGAGAUGAAGAACCCUUGAAAAGUGAGUCCACAAGUUGUGGGAGCAAUUCAGUGAUGGGGAAAGUGAAGUUAUUUCCUUUUGGUUGAGAGCCUGAUGGUUGAGGGGUAGUAACUGUUCCUGACCCUAGUGUGGGCCCUGAGGCUCCUGUACCACCCUCCUGAUGGCAGCAGUGAGAAGAGAGCCUGGCCUGGGUGGUGGGGGUCCCGACGAUGGAUGCUGCUUUCCUGUGACAGCGUUUCGUGCUUAAUGGUGGGGCGGGGUUUACCCAUGAUGGAUUCCUUCGAAGUAUCCGUUUCUCUUGGCAGAGAAUGUAGUGCAGCUCGACCAGACGAGGCAGGAUAAUGGGUCAGCACAGACUAGAUGGGCCGAAAGACAUGUUCCUGUGCUGUAGUGCUCUGUGACUUGAUAACUAGGAUGCACGGGUUUUAGUUAAUUGGUGAACUGGUUAAAAUCAGUUUCUUACUGUUGUGUGUAGCGAAGUACAAUGAAAGGCUUUGUCUUCCGUGUAGAUCUUUCCAUUCAUCUGUACUUUAAGGUACUAAAAAGGGGAAAUGAUGCAGAAUAAAGUGUUACACUUCGAGAGAGAGAGAGCAGGGCCACAUCAAGGCAGAUUGCGAGAUCAAAAGUUCCAUCAUUUAAUCUCUGAGCGGUCGGCUGAAGAACCUGCUAUCGUCGGGGUGGAAACUGCCCUGGAGCUUGCUGGCCUCCUACGCAGUUCCUGGCGGAACUCAGCAGCAGAUCAGCCGGCCAGAGGAGGAACUCGAUCGAAUCACCAAGAAACUGGUCCACGACAUGAACAAUCCGCCGUCCGAAGAGUAUUUUGGACGGUGUGCGCGGUGCGGAGAGAACGUGGUGGGCGACGGGACGGGCUGUGUGGCCAUGGACCAGGUGUUUCACGUGGAGUGUUUCACCUGUAUGACCUGCCGCUGCCGUUUGCGAGGGCGGCCGUUCUAUGCCGUGGACAGGAGGUCGUACUGCGAGUCCUGUUACAUUAACACCCUGGAGCAAUGCUCGGUGUGCUCCAAGGCCAUCAUGGACCGGAUCCUGCGGGCGAUGGGCCGGGCAUACCACCCCCAGUGUUUCACCUGCGUGGUCUGUCACCGCUGUCUCGACGGCAUUCCCUUCACCGUGGACGCCACCAGUCAGAUCCACUGCAUCGAGGACUUCCACAUGAAGUUUGCCCCGCGCUGCUCUGUGUGCGCCAAGCCAAUCAUGCCCGAGGCGGGUCAGGAGGAGACGGUGCGGAUCGUGGCCCUGGAUCGCAGCUUUCACGUCAACUGUUACAAGUGUGAGGACUGCGGAUUUGUCCUGUCCUCUGAGGGCGAGGGCUGCGGCUGUUAUCCCCUGGAUGGGCACGUUCUCUGCAAGAGCUGCAGUGCCCGGCGGAUCCAACACCUGUCGGCCAACGUCACCACCGACUGCUGACGGGGAAUGUCCAGAACGCUCGGGGUUCUGCCCCGGGACAUCCCGAGUGCUCCCAGAACACUCCUCCUCCUUGCUGUCCUGGGUCGUCAUAGCCCUCCCUACCUGACCUGUCCUCGGAUGCCGUACUCCCUCGGGGCUCCUGAAACAAUACCCCACCGCACCUGACCCACCCUAAUCUGCCCCCUCCUCCAUAUUUGCCCCACUCAACCCAGCUCAGGACAUUCCACAAGCUCGGGGGGUCCCAAUACAACCCCCUCCUACCCACCUGAACCUGCCCCGGGAUGCCUUGCUCGCCCGGGGCAGUGGGAACAAUGCCCUCUGCUCCCCCCCGACCUGUUCCAGCCAAGCAUGUCCCAACAAACUUAUCCCAGAACAUCCCGUGUACUCUGGGCUCUCGGAACACACCUCUGUCCCACCAGCUGAGCUGAGGCAAUUCCUCACCCCCACCCCCUCCCCAAGAGAAUGCCCAGUCAUUGCCCCUCUGCAGAGGGGUGUUUGCCCCUGCCUCCCACCAGCGCUUCCUUCCCCAACCCUACCAGCUCGUGUCAGAGGUCUGGUGCAUGGGGCUGAGGAAAAGGCUGCAUAUUGGAUACUCCAGACCGUGGACCAUUCCCCCACCCCAGGAAAGGGGGUCUUCAGAUCACUGGACAUGCCUCCACUCUCCCCCCCCCCCCCACC